AUGGAUCGUUGUUGUAUUCAAUUAAACUGUAAAACGUUGGGAAUGAUGGAAGUUGGAUCUCCUGACGAUAAUGGAAAGUGUGAGGAUGGGGCCCAAUUUGUUAAUAAUCAAUGUUGUGAUAUACCCCCUUGUACUAAAAAUCAAAUGGACGAUAUUGGACGGGGAAUGGAAGGUGUUUGUGAUGGAAAAGAUACAAAAUAUAUAGAUGGACGUUGUUGUGUUGCGAAAAAAGAACCACCAACAACAACAACUCCUAAACCCUCAACAACAACUCCUUUGGGGCUUUAUGUAAAUGGACGCUUCUUUAUGAGUUUGUAG
This is a messenger RNA of Meloidogyne enterolobii, 318 nucleotides long. NCBI's taxonomy places the organism in Eukaryota, Metazoa, Nematoda, Chromadorea, Rhabditida, Meloidogynidae. The record is from the annotation of a GenBank genome assembly.